UCUAAACGGCCAGUCAUCAAAUCGCCAGGCUUGCAAAGUGGUGUUUGUUUGUUUCCAAAUAAAAUCCUUAAAAAUGAAAUUUUUGAUCCUUGUGUCCUUGAUCGCGGCCACCGUUGCUGCUCCUGGUGGAUUAUAUGGCGGCCACGGUGGUUAUUUUGCUGGGGGCUAUGCUGCAGCUCCAGCCAUCAGCUAUGCUGCACCCGCCAUCAGUUAUGCUGCUGCCCCUGCAGUGGUUAAAACCGCUGUUGCAGCUCCUGCCAUUAGCUACGCUGCCCCUGCUGUGAGCUAUGCUGCUCCUGCUGUCAGCUAUGCUGCCCCUGCAGUGGUUAAAACUGCUGUAGCUGCUCCUGCCAUUAGUUAUGCUGCCCCUGCGGUGAGCUAUGCUGCUCCUGCUGUCAGUUAUGCUGCCCCUGCUGUUGUUAAGGCUGUGGCGGCACCCGCUGCCACCAGCUAUGCUUCCUUCACCUCGGUUGUUAAUCACCCAGCUGCCGUUAAGACUGUUGCUGUUGCCGCCCCUGCACCCGUUGUUAAAGUAGCUGCAGCCCCUGCCAUUUCAUACGCUGCUGCCCCAGCCGUCUCAUAUGCUGCCCCAGCAGUCUCAUACGCUGCCGCCCCUGCCAUCUCAUACGCUGCUGCUCCUGCCGUAUCAUAUGCUGCCGCUCCAGCCAUUUCACUGGGCUAUGGUCAUGGCAUCAGUUAUGGUUAUGGCCAUGGUCAUCAUUAAAUCUUGAAUAUUCAUUUCUAACGCAAAACAAAAGAUAUCUAACCAUUGCAAGAGGACAACAAAGACGCCGUUUUUAAAUUUACUCCAUUGACGUUCUUUUUUUCGAAUUUAGUCAAGAAAAUUGUUACGUUUUCAAUUUUUAUUUCAAAUGCAUUAGUUACCAUCAAAGGAUACAUAGAGGGCAGAAUGUAAAGUUCUACCAAACGCAACAUGUUAGGU
Molecule: messenger RNA, 943 nt
Organism: Stomoxys calcitrans (stable fly)
Lineage: Eukaryota; Metazoa; Arthropoda; Insecta; Diptera; Muscidae
Product: cuticle protein 16.5
Exons: 3
Coding region: 74-724 (216 amino acids)
Source: RefSeq, a predicted model, not a curated record